This is a messenger RNA of Momordica charantia (bitter melon), 1189 nucleotides long. It is a transcript of the gene NAC084, whose product is annotated as NAC domain containing protein 84. Gene Ontology annotation, biological process: regulation of DNA-templated transcription. Lineage: Eukaryota; Viridiplantae; Streptophyta; Magnoliopsida; Cucurbitales; Cucurbitaceae. Gene Ontology annotation, molecular function: DNA binding. The record is from RefSeq and is a predicted model, not a curated record.
UUUUUCUGAUUCAGAAUUCUAGUCGGACAGGACUCACUCGGCUUUCCAAUUUCUUACAUUCCAUAAAACGCAACCAAACAUCCUUCCUUCCAUACCCACAACACAACCCUUCUUCAUUUCUCUCUCUUCUUCUUCUUCUUCUUCUUGCUCCUCCUUCCUCCUGCAGAUAACAUUAUAUAUAUUAUAAACCAAUUCCCAGAUGGGUUCUUUGGUCUCCAUUUCUGCUCUUUGAGACCUUCAGACAGAUCCCUGCAAUGGACAACACCAAUGGAGGCAUCAGAUUACCUGUUGGGUACCGAUUUUGCCCCACCGAUGAAGAACUGCUCCAACACUACUUGAAGAGGAAGGUCUUUCAUCUCCCGCUGCCUGCUUCUGUCAUUCCUCACUUUGAUGUCUUCCUCACAGAUCCAUGGGCCUUGCCUGGGGAUUUGAAAGAAAAGAGAUUCUUUUUUACCAAACAGAAGAGUUUCUUGAAGAGGAGUGCUGGGACUGGGAUUUGGAAGUCCAUUGGCAAAGAGAAGUUCAUUUUGAGCCAGGGAACUAACCACUUGCUUGGGCUGAAGAAAUCUCUGGUUUUUUCUGAGUCUAAAGUUUCAGAGAGAACGAGACCGGCUCGGUGGGUCAUGCAUGAAUAUCGGCUCGCUCGCUCUGGAACAACUCCCAACUCAACCCAGCAGAUUGAAAAGGGGGAUUGGGCUGUGUACUGUCUGUUUCAGAAGAGGAGAAGGCCUAAAAAGCAAGGGGUGGAAGAGAAGCAGAGAUUGGCAGUGGCGCAGGCAAGUGUAUUGGAUUUGACGGUGGAGGAUGAUGGGUGGGAAUUUCCUCAGCCUUGUUCUUCGUGUUCAAGUGGAGUCACUGAAGUCUCUUCAAAUGGUACGGAAAGUAUGGAUCAGGAAGAGAGCAGUGGCAGUGGCAGUGGCUAUGGCUUUGGCCUUCCUUCAUAUUCUUCUGUAGCUCACGUGAGAGGGGUUUGACUCUGUGACCCAUCUUCAUUGGCUGAAAUGAAGAUCUUUUGCUUUUGAUGCUCUGACUCUGGUUAACAAACAAAAAUGAGUCAAAAAGAGAAGAAAAAGGGCAAAUUUCAUCUACUACUAAUCUUCCUUAGAGAUUAAGAAAGAAAGAGAGAAAGAAAAAAAGAAAGAUGUCUUUUUAAAUUUUCCACCUUUUCAAUGCGAUUUGAGUUUCCACU